Messenger RNA from Phytophthora nicotianae INRA-310, 615 nucleotides. RefSeq lists its product as hypothetical. The record is from RefSeq and is a predicted model, not a curated record. The transcript is spliced from 2 exons. Bases 1 to 615 code for a protein of 204 amino acids. NCBI's taxonomy places the organism in Eukaryota, Oomycota, Peronosporomycetes, Peronosporales, Peronosporaceae.
AUGGGCAUUACGAUCUCCCAGCCUGCGGGUGGAGGCGAGUGUCAUGACAGCCCGUUGGCAAUCGCUGCUGUUGCAGAGAUAACUCAGUUCACUUUGGUGAAACUGCAAGCGCUUCAAGCUAUCUGGUGCUCUGGUUCGAGGGAGGAGGGGAAUUUGGCGUCUCGAGAAGCAGAUCUGAGCUGUGAGGAGUUCGAAGAAGCGCUCAAUAGCGUCGGGUUUGCUGCGUCCGAUCGAGCCAUCUUUGAUCGAAUUUUUACAUUAUUGGAUCGUACGGGUGAUGAACGGAUUCUCGCGUUUCAAUUCCUCAUUGGUGCAGCGGCGCUGCUCCGUGGAUCUCUAGACGUGAAGCUUCAAGCUGCGCUGCAGUUUGCUAGCGACGCGGAUAAGUCACUUGAGUUUGAACGAGGACUAUCGCCUGAAGGACUCAACUUCGCGUUAACAACGCUAACUUCAGUCGCAGGUUUCUUUGGGGACCAACUCGUGACUGCAGCAGAUGUGAGGCGAGUCGUAGACGACGUGUGCGGUACAGAAGGAUGUUGCUCGUCCGAGGAACUUGUCAAGAGCCUUGAAGGACAUUCGUUCGUACAGCAGUACGUAUACUCCAAUAUCCACUAG